AUGGCUGAACUUUUCAAGGUGCGAAAUGUUGUACUCUCAAUAGCUGAGAACCUUUCCAUUGUGGACUAUUUGAGCUUGAGUUCUGUAUCCAAAUUCACCAAUCAAUCAUUGUCUUCAAUAGAUAAAGACUAUUUCAAGGCAAGGCUCAAGAAUGUCUUUAUAAGCUAUGAUCCUACACAUACUGAUGACCUUCUAUCAGAUUUCCAAGCAACGAACAUAUUCAAUUCCAUCAAAAGCACUUCAAAUCCAAAGAAAACAGUUGUUUUGAUAUUUAGACUAUUGAAACCGUAUCUUUCGAUAAUACGGAAAAGUGAUGGAAUUGAUAUAGAUGAUUUUGAUUUUCAAGAGCUCUUUGGAUAUGGUAACGAUGAUAUCAAUGAUCAAGCCAAGGUUUUAAAGAACUUGUCAAAAUUUGUUCAAAUGGAUGAUAGUGAUCAAUUUGUUAAAGAUGAGAUGAGCGCCAGACUUCGAGACUUGACUAGAAAGUACACCAAGUUGAAAUUUGAACAGAUGCAGGAAAGCUUUGAUAACGAGAAUUAUUACAAUGUCCAUAGAUUAGUUGCAUGCUUAAACUUGCUAGAUCAAGAGGACCUGAUUGUUGAAUUUUUCCAACAAGAGAAUAAAUUUCCAAUGGAUUUUUUCCCACCAACUAUAUUAGACACAGACAAGUCAUUACAAGAAGGAUCAUUGGAUGAUGUGAUAAAGGACUUGACCGAAUUCUUCAAUUCAAAAUCAAAAAUUAUAGAUGAAAGUUUUGGUGACCAACUACCAAUAAUGCUGUUAUAUUCUGAGCAAAUUAUAGAUAAGAACAUUGUUAGUGGGUUCUUUGCUAAAGAGUGCGAACAAAAUAUAGAGAUUAUACCAAAAGUCUACUUGAAACUGUUGAAUACGUUUGUUCCAAACUUGAAUGACUCAAAGAAUGCUGGUGACAACUAUAGACAUAUGAUGAUUACUUUCAUAAACCUUUACUUUGAACCAUUGGUGAUCAACUUUUUGAACGAGGAAAUUGUUAAUUUUGAACAGGAUUCAAUCAAAGAGAUUAAACAAUUUGAAACAGAACUAUCUGAACAAGAGAAGAUUGAACAAGAUAAUAUUUAUAAAUCGGUCUUGACUGAAUAUAGUAGUGAAGAUGUUAAAACAAACAAGUUUGAACUUUUAUCAAGUUUUACAAAGAUAUUUAGCAAGUCAAAUAAAGAUUCAAACGAGAUUAAAUUCAAAGUUAAUUUUGAAAUCUUGAACAAGAAUUUGAAAAAUUUGAAAAAUUUUAUGAAUUUUGAACUAUGCUACAAGAUUAUUGAAAUUGCUAAGGCAAAAAUUGAAACUUUUGCAAUAUUUGGGAAAUCACAACAUUCAAUAGUUGAUCAAGCCAAAAUAAAUUCUCAAAUUGAAGAAAUAUUUAUCAAACUUGUCACUAUAAUAUCCAAGUAUCAUAUAAGGCCAGGUUUUACAAAAGCUAUAGAUUUUUUAUCAAGAUACGAUCCAACUGAAUUUAAAUCUCUGGAAAGUGUUGAAUCAACAUCAACUGUGGAACCAUUAAAGAAAUUUACAGAACUAAUAAACAUUGGAGAUUUGAUCCAGCAAAUGAUUGAAAUUUUUUAUGAAAAUGAAUUAGUGAUGAAGAAGAUUCUGAACAAGGAUGAAUUUUUAAACAAUGCAAAUCAAACAAAGAAACAAUUCGAGACAUCAUUGGAUAAUUUUGUGGCUAAUGGGCUUAACAUUGGUAUUGAUAAACUUAUGGCUGAGAUUGAAUUCAUAUACAACACAUUACAACUACCUAAUGAUUUCAAUCCUAAAACAACGAAUGGGAAUGAAGCAGUUUUAUUCACAGGCCCAACAAAGUGUGCCGAAAAAGUGGUGACCCUAUUAUCAAAUCAUAUUAAUCUAUUGAAUGGAUCUACCGAAAAGGGUAUAAUUGAUAUCUUCCAACAAGAAAUUGGUGAACGAUUUUUCCAAGUGAUUGUCAAGAAUAUAAAGAAGAGAAUCAUUUCCACAAGCGGGUCGAUUAUCUUGAUUAGUGAUUUGAAUUUGUAUUACGAUUUUGUUGUCAAUACACUAAGACAGAAAAACAUUACACCAUUGUUUAUUGGAUUGAAAGAAAUAGGUCAACUAUAUUUGAUCUCUACUGAUGAUUCUAAAGAGUUGGGUAAAUUGAUUGGUGAUUUGAGUAAAUUCAAUGGUAUUUUCAAACAAGAGGAGAUUUAUGAGUUUGUUCAAAAAAGAGCAGAUUGGUUCAAAAUUAAAAAAGAUGUUGAGAAAGCCAUGUAUGGAUUAGGUCUUACUGAUUGUGUGGUUAUGUGA
Molecule: messenger RNA, 2298 nt
Organism: Hansenula anomala
Lineage: Eukaryota; Fungi; Ascomycota; Saccharomycetes; Phaffomycetales; Wickerhamomycetaceae
Gene: RCY1
Product: Rcy1p
Exons: 1
Coding region: 1-2298 (765 amino acids)
Biological process (GO): exocytosis; Golgi to plasma membrane transport
Cellular component (GO): cytoplasm; exocyst
Source: RefSeq, a predicted model, not a curated record